UGAAAACAAAUCCUAUCCAUUCUGUGCGCGUACAAGAGAAAGAUGAUCAAACGUCAGCAAGCUCUCUGCUCUGUUACUUAAAAGGUUCUGCUGUAAAUUUUAUUUUAUCAUAAAUAAUUAUGAAAAUAUCUGUCUGCUAAUCAUUAUGAAUGAUCCGAAUAGAAAGAUAGACAUUGAUAAAUCUUCGUUUCUCAGCUUGAAGGCAGAGUUGCUUCGUAAGCAGGAGGAAAUAUCCCGCGCCAAAGCAUUGACCUCGAUUGACGAUUUCGUGCCGAAAAAAGUGCAUAAACCAGAUAAAACCUUAACAUCUGCUGAUCGAAAUAAAUCUACCGCCGUUCGUAACCGUAAAGAGGAACCAAUUGAGUUGGAAGAUUCGGCUGAACUGAACCGCUCAAAGAAGAUUUUGCAAUCUAAAGCUAGGUAUUAUGAUCGUAUGGUUGCUUCUGGAGGAGCGCUUAAUAGCGAUGAGAACUGCUUAGUAUUGUUCAAUCAAAAAAAGCAAACCAAUAAACCGAUACCAGACGACAUCCAUCAUAGCUCGAACGAUUCGUCAUCCGAUAAUGAAGAAAUCCAAAAAUCGCGACGUUCCAGCUCAAAUUUAGAUGAAGAUUGGGUCGAAUAUACGGAUUUCUUAGGCCGUAGUCGCAAGUGUAAGAGACAGGACUUAGGAGAUUGCUUGCGGAAAGACAAAGAUUUGGCACGGGAUGCCAAGAGAGACGAAAGUGGGAAGGAUGAUGAAGAAGGGGAUGUUAUUGGACCUAUACCGUCCAUGGCCAUCACGGAGGAUACCAUCGGAGAACGGUUCCGUGAGAUGCGUGAUCAAUGGGCCAAACAGGAAGUUGAAAACUUGGAAAAGAAUUCGGUUCACUAUCAAGAUGUACUGUUCGAUGAGGCCCGCCAGCACGGUGUUGGUUAUUACGCAUUCUCAACUGACCGUGACGAACGUAACCGCCAGCAGCAGGAGCUUGAUUCGAUCCGUGAUUCUACUUUGGAGGCCCAAAAAGAGCGAGAAGAUUUACGCAAAGCACGUGACAAGAUAAUUGCAGACCGGAUGAAGGCUGCCAAGGCAAGGCAACGUGCUCGCCAGGGAUUGCCACCGGAGGAGGAUCCAAGUGAGGUAUUAGAAAAGGAAACGCUGCAAACGGAUGCCUCAGAGGAUGCGUUGUACGACACAAGUGAGGAGAGGAAACGGCUAAAGGCGGAGUCCAAGGCGCAGCGGAAAAAGGAUAAGGAAGAACGAAAAAGAGACCGUGAACGGCAAAAACACGUUCGACCUUGGGACGAAGGGAAGCAUAAAGAUGAAGAAAUGGAGUGGAAACCGGCCAGGGAGUGGCACGUCAUGUCGCAGGAGGAAUGGAAUGAAAUGAAGCGGAAAGAACGGAUAGAUGAGUUCGCCCCACCUGUCGAUUAUUAUCCGAAAGCUGAACGGAGGUCGAAUAAUACUAUGCAGCAAUCGAGAUAUUAUGAAGGUAAAGUUGUACAACUUGAAAAACAGGAUGCAGACGAUGAUUAUAAAUCUGACGAAGGAAAUGACGACGAUCAGAUUGGUCCUCUUCCUAGUGUUCAAUCUUAUGAAAGAGCUCAUAGUACGGCUAAUAAUCCACUUCUACCGACGUCUGUGUUCUAUGACCGAGACGCUCAAGAUGGGGAUGUUGUCAGCAUGCCUACCAUCCCUGGAACAGAGGAUGACAUAAUUUUACCGGAAGAAACGAAUCGUACGCUAUUUUUCACCACUAAGAAGAACAAGAAACAAUUUAAACGACGAAAUUAUGAUGCAUCGUUGGAUGCUGGGUCGGAAAAACGACACAAACCGCAGCAGCAGUCUGUGUUGAUACAAAAUGAAUUGAGCUGUGAUGGAGAAUCAGGAAACGAGGGUGAAUUUUGUAGUCGGAGAACGGGAGAUGGGGCCGAAAUUCCACCACCGCCCACGUUCGAGUAUUAUGGACCAUCAUCAUCAUCAUCGGCGAAGCAUAACCAGCGUAGAGCACAGCCAGUUUCGAAAAAUGCCCUUGAGGCAUCAAUCGAGGCUGGUUUGCGGUUUUUGCGGGAACAAUCGGAUAAAGGUGGUCCAAAUACGGGUACUAAGAAUAAGUGGACAUCCAAUGCGGAUUAUUGAGCUGAGAGGUUUGAGGGUGAAUAAAAAUUGUUUCGUUUAUGAUUA
Molecule: messenger RNA, 2161 nt
Organism: Armigeres subalbatus
Lineage: Eukaryota; Metazoa; Arthropoda; Insecta; Diptera; Culicidae
Product: coiled-coil domain-containing protein 174
Exons: 4
Coding region: 146-2116 (656 amino acids)
Cellular component (GO): nucleus
Source: RefSeq, a predicted model, not a curated record